GUUUGCCGCCAAUUUUUUUGUUUAUCUCCGAACUUUAACAAAAAAUACGGUGAAUCAUUUUUGCUGCUUUCUAUUGUCUUAACCUCAAGGUACAUGAGUGCGAUUUAGAUUUUUGUAUUCAUAACUACCUUAAGAAGGUGUCAUGAGCUCAGCGGCCGAGGUCACGCACCGCACUGCGUUCUCACGGCAGCCGUGCCGCUGCAUCAUCGUAGACUGCGCGCCGCCCUUCGGCACCGACUCUUGCGAGCUGCUGUGCCACUCACUGGACAGCCUCUUUUCUGUCGCGUGCCACCUUGGUGGGCCUUGCCGCAUCCCCCUCUUCAGCCUCUACAUCGUGCACGAUACGUUUGAGUGCCUGCUUCCCUUCGUGCAGGUGAAGGGCGGCCACGCACGCAUACAAGAGUGCCUGCGUGAGUUGCGAUCACUGGCAAGGGUGGCGCCUGUGGAUCGCCGUGUGGACGGUCUCCAAGGUGCCCUGCAAGAUGCACUGGCUAACUUCCAACACCACCUGCUUCAGCUGCGACAGAACGGCAGCCUGAAGAGGUUUAUGCUUGAGGUGACCGUGGUGACGUGGUCGGACAGAGCGAACAUCAUAAGAUUGCUUCACAGCUUCCUGCCCAGUGCAGAGCUCGACUACCUCAAGAGGGUGCAGGUGGUUUGCGUGGACCUGGUACACACGGACCUGGGGGAGCAGGGCUUGGCGCUGAGAGAAGACACCAGCAAAGACAGCCUCAGCAGCCCGGAGAUGAUCCCCUCGCCAUCAGCAUUCAAUGCCACCAAUGACGGUUCUCUGUCAAGCUUAAUUGACGUACAAACUCUGGAGGGCAGCACUGUCAUCCUGGAGGGCUUCUUCAGGAGCUGGCUACAUGAUUGCGAGACCGACUGGGAGCAUCUGCAUCUCAUCUUCCCAUCUGCUCUCAGCGGCGGUGGCAUGGGCCAGAAACGCAUCAUACUGAAGUGUGAUAUUCAGGAGACCAUUCUGAACCCACCUCUACUGCCGGGUACCACCAACUUCAUGCUGAACAUCGAGGGCUCAGCUUUGAAACGCAUCCCUCCCAUGACUGGAAAAUCGUCUAGUGCUGCCUUGGUGCCCAUUCACCACCUCAAGGCUGUCAGCACGGUGAGUGAAGAAGGCGUGUGCGAAUCAGUCCUAUUCGGCCUGCCCCUGAUACUCAAGCCCACCAACUGCUGGAAGCUUGACUGGGAGGAGCUGGAGGCAAACAGGCGGUACUUCCACGCCCUUUCUCACUCGCUGAAGGUGCGGGGUCAGCAGCUUCUUGCGUCAUGUGAAAGUGACAGUUCGGGCCCCCUGCGCAUGGGCCCAGUCCGGGCCUACUACCUCCUGCUACCCUCAGGGGGCUUGAGCCUGCUGAUAAAGUCCAUUGCGGUGGCCGAGCUGCUGCUACCGUGUAACCAGCCCCUUCUGCACGAGACUCCGGAACCAGGAGCCCUGCUCGACAUAGAGACCGCCCUAUCUGGCAUGGAGGUGCUGCACACAUACAACCCCCUAAACGUGCACAGUGGCCUAAGCCGCCACCACAUGCGGCCAUUGGCCCAAGGCAGCGGUGGCAGCAGGGCCACAUACGGCACGCGGGCAAAGCCCACGGGGCGCAAGCCAAUGACACUCACGGCCACCGUGUCGCCCCUGCAGAAGCCCCUUCCGAGGCUGCAGUUCUCCACAUCCUCUACAGCAGCAGCGGCCAGGUCGGCACCGCCACCAUCGAAGCGAUUGCGACCGACACUGACGGAUUCCACGUUGCGUGAUGGUGGUACUGGAGGUUCAUGGCAUUAUGACAUCGAGGAGGAAGAUGUUUUUAUGUAAAGCUUGGUCCACAGGUAGAGAAUCUUAUAGUGGUGCUGAUUGUGGUUUGGAGCAAAUUCACAAUGAUCAUCUAUCUUCUUGGUUCCGUCAAUAAAGUCACGUAGAAUGGAAAUAAUAAAAAGACAGACCUGUUCUAUACCUGAGGACGGCUGCUUGCGUUGUGGCCGAAACGUCGUGAGAAUUAUUUUAUUAUGUUUUAUUUUCAUUAUUUUAUUAUUUCCAUUCUACGUGACUUUACCGAAAGAACCAAGAAGAUGAAUCCCUGCAGUCACAAAAGCUUUAAAUCGAAAAAUGAUCAUCUACCAAAGCAUCUUAAAGUCAAUCUACAUGCAAAAUACUUUUUUCAGUGGUAACAGAAAGUCAGCACGAUUGGAGACAAUUUAAAGCGAAAAACUUACUGCGUUUGCCACCUUCAGCUUCAGGCAAAACUGGUUAGCGAUAUAUAGAGCUACGUGACAUCACGUGCUGUGGGAGCUCUUCCUGCGAUAUCACAUCCUAUCGGAGAAGCGCAUACCCCGUGGUUAGGUAUUGAGCUAAACAUGGUACCAUAGGCGUCUGGACAAUCAACAAAACCAUGAUUUUAUGCUGGAUUUGAAGCUUUCGUGACUGCAAGGAUUCAUAUUCUUAGGUUUUUUUCGGUAAAGUCACGUAGGUAAAAAAUUUAAAUUAAUAAAAGUAAAAUAAAAAUAAAAUAAAAAUCACGACGUUUCGGAGGCAACACAAGCUUCCGUCUUCAGGUGGAACCGUCACAGCACGAUAGCUAUCGAAAAAACCUAAGAACAUGAUUUUAUGGUAUUGUCGUCACCUGAAAUAUUAAUACUUGAUGCAACACAUGAUAGAACAACAAUACCACAUCAAUAAUCAUUUUUCUGUCUCUGUAAAAAUCACAAUACGUGGACCAGGCUAAAUGGGAAUGGUGACUUCACCAAAAGGCAUUGCUGACUUCAUUGCUUUGUGUGCCCAAUAUGGGAAAGCGACUCAGUUAACCAUUUGAGUGGAAAGAUAUAAGUACAACAACAACAAAAAAUGAAUUGAGCUUCAGAGUUGAUUAACAUGUCUCCAUGUUCAAAUGAAAAAUUAGGGUA
Molecule: messenger RNA, 2907 nt
Organism: Lethenteron reissneri (Far Eastern brook lamprey)
Lineage: Eukaryota; Metazoa; Chordata; Hyperoartia; Petromyzontiformes; Petromyzontidae
Gene: M1AP
Product: meiosis 1 associated protein
Biological process (GO): meiosis I; spermatogenesis; male meiosis chromosome separation
Source: RefSeq, a predicted model, not a curated record